Molecule: messenger RNA, 2214 nt
Organism: Phlebotomus papatasi
Lineage: Eukaryota; Metazoa; Arthropoda; Insecta; Diptera; Psychodidae
Gene: Pgm1
Product: phosphoglucomutase
Exons: 4
Coding region: 215-1897 (560 amino acids)
Biological process (GO): carbohydrate metabolic process
Cellular component (GO): cytosol
Molecular function (GO): magnesium ion binding; phosphoglucomutase activity
Source: RefSeq, a predicted model, not a curated record
AGAAACCUAAAUACUUGACGUGGAAUGAUAGAGGCAGAAAAAGAGGCAUGUCAUUUUGACGAUUUUUCAUCGAGAAGUCUUAUCUUUGGCGGGAUAACUUUAGAUGACCUUCAUGAGGUGACCUGGGAUAAAUUUCUUAUCACUAGUAGACGAGGAAUCCCUCCAAAAUUCAGUGUUAAUCGAAGAGUGCGAGUGUUUAGAAGGCCGGUUGGAAAUGACUUUGGCAGCAACUACUGUUACUACAACUCCCUUCGAGGGACAAAAGCCAGGAACGAGUGGUUUGAGAAAAAAAGUGAAAAUCUUCACGCAGGAAAAUUACACUGAGAAUUUUGUGCAGUGCAUUUUGGAUGCAAAUGGCAAGGCCAUUGAGGGAUCUACUUUAGUUGUCGGUGGAGAUGGUCGUUUCUACUGUCGCACAGCUUGCGAGAUAAUCGUCCGGAUUUGUGCUGCCAAUGGAGUAUCUCGUCUUAUUGUUGGUCAAAAUGGAAUUCUCUCAACUCCGGCUGUUUCCAGCCUCAUUCGAUCCAACAAAGCCCUCGGUGGAAUUGUCUUAACAGCCUCCCACAAUCCUGGAGGUCCUGACAAUGAUUUUGGCAUCAAAUUUAACUGUGAAAAUGGUGGUCCAGCUCCAGACAACGUUACCAAUGCUAUUUAUCAACUCUCCACGGCCAUUUCUAACUAUAAAAUCGUUGAAGGUCUUCAAAUUGAUCUCUCACAGAUCACCAAGAAUUCAUACGAUAUCUCUGGAAAGCCUUUUGUUGUGGACGUUGUGAACUCAGUCACUAAUUAUGUAUCUCUUAUGAAGGAGAUAUUUGACUUUGAUAAGCUUAAGAGUCUAGUUACUGGAGUUUCCAGUGGAAAACCUCUAAAGAUGAGAGUUGAUGCAAUGAAUGGAGUUACUGGAGCCUAUGUCCGUGAGAUUUUUAUUAAUUGCUUGGGAGCAACACCUGAAAGUGUCGUCCAUACUACACCUUUAGAGGACUUUGGGGGCCUUCAUCCUGAUCCUAAUCUUACAUAUGCAAAAGAUCUUGUGGAUACUGUUCGGAAUGGGGAUUAUGAUAUUGGUGCAGCAUUUGAUGGAGAUGGAGACAGAAACAUGAUUAUUGGGAGAAAUGCAUUUUUUGUUACUCCCAGUGACUCAUUAGCAGUGAUUGCCCACUUUCUCGAGGCAAUACCCUAUUUUCGCCGAAAUGGCAUCAGUGGUCUGGCCAGGAGCAUGCCUACAGCUUCAGCUGUUGAUCUAGUGGCCAAAAAAUUGGGAAAGGAAGUCUUUGAAGUACCAACUGGAUGGAAAUAUUUUGGAAAUCUCAUGGAUGCUAAUCGUUUGUGCCUAUGCGGAGAAGAGAGUUUCGGAACAGGAUCCAAUCACAUUCGUGAGAAAGAUGGCAUUUGGGCUCUUUUGGCAUGGCUAUCGAUCAUGGAACACACAGGAAAAGGCGUGGAAGACAUCCUAAAAGCACAUUGGGCCAUUUAUGGUCGUAACUACUUCACUCGCUACGAUUACGAGGAAUGUGAUGCUGCAAAAUGCAAUGCAAUGAUGGACCAAAUGGAAAAGUUGAUCACUGAUCCAAAAUUCAUUGGUCAAAAAUUCGAAAGUGGCGGCAAAUGCUAUGAGGUUAAAUUGGCAGACAAUUUUAGCUACAAAGACCCUAUUGAUAAUUCACUAGCCACUAAACAAGGUUUGAGAGUGGUAUUCGCCGAUGGAAGUCGCAUUGUUAUGCGUCUGAGCGGAACGGGCAGUUCUGGUGCAACAGUUCGCCUCUACAUUGAUUCAUACGAACGCGAUAAUGUUCUUGGUCUGGCCAGUGAUAUGUUAAAGCCAUUGAUCCAGAUCGCACUACAAAUAUCUCAAUUGCCCCAAUUUACAGGUCGUGAUGCACCCACUGUUAUCACAUGAAGUGUCUUUAAGUUUCUCAUCCUAAUUGUUUGUUUUCAGUUCAAAUAAAAUAAAUGUGUUCUUUUACUUUAAUCUCUAUUUAAUCAUCUGAAGGACAUCUUUAGAGAUUGAUAACUUAAUUAAAAUCGUAAAUGAUCUAAAAAUCGAAAUAAAUUGCGCUCAAUUGAAUUGACUCAACGGAAAUCAUGUCUCAUAGUUGCAGUUAAAAAAAAACUGUAAGACUGCAAACACGUGAAAAUUGAUAAGAAAUGCGGUUAUUAAUCCUUAAAUAAAUGUGAAUUUAUCAGGGUAAAUAAAAAUAUUUUAUUUCUGAUCGU